Messenger RNA from Bacidia gigantensis, 2676 nucleotides. RefSeq lists its product as uncharacterized. Lineage: Eukaryota; Fungi; Ascomycota; Lecanoromycetes; Lecanorales; Ramalinaceae. The record is from RefSeq and is a predicted model, not a curated record. Bases 1 to 2676 code for a protein of 891 amino acids. Gene Ontology annotation, biological process: DNA replication initiation. The transcript has 4 exons. Gene Ontology annotation, cellular component: DNA replication preinitiation complex.
AUGUCAAUCGUCGGCUCGCUUGAAACGGACACUGGGGUCAAGAAAGUAGACGGAGACCAAUUGGCCUGGAAUCCGCCCUCUAAGACGCCCUCUCCUUCCGGAUGCAGGAAACGCAAACGCCCCGAAGAGGAGGAAGAAGACAAUACAUGGGCUCCUUUUGUCAUAGAGGGUCUUUUCGGAGACUCAGACUUGCGUGAUCAUACUACUUUAAUACCUCGCCACUUGCUACAUCGAGCAUGCCUGCCACUUGCAUAUCUCAACGUUGGCCGCGCCGACGAAGACAUAUCGUUGCCAGCACUGUUUACGGCGAAACUCAAUGCCUUGGCAAGCACUAGGAUUGGAUCAUCGUGGCAACAGCUAGUUCUUAUUGCAGAAUGCGCAGGGAGACACGAGCUUUAUGUAAUUGAGGAGAUCCAAGAUAGCUGUUACGCUUUGUGUCCACUGGCGUCAUGGGUGACAUUGUCGCACAUCAAAUCCUUGGGGACCAAAAUCAAGUCCGCAUCAUUUUGGGAAAAUCAGCCUCAGGAGAAAACACUGAAUUGUGACGAGAACUCUUGGUGGCACGCAGCAGCUUUGACAGAGGCUGAACAUGUUUCGGCCGUACGGGAAGGAGGCCGCUCUGCUCGAGAGACAAGCCCAGAUAAUUGCGCCACAGGAGCAGGUCCUUGUAGAAACAGUAGCCCGCCUGUGAGCUAUUCAGGUCGCCCAACUUCCAGCAAAGAGCAUGAAAGUCUUGCAUCGCGAGCGAGUGUAGACAAGCAAGUGCGGAGUUCCGAGGAAGCCCUUACACAUGUGAGAAGUCAAUACCAAGACGCCUUAUAUGCUUCGAGAGCACCAUUGGCAUACUUUGCAAAGGGCCCAUUAUCUCGCGCACGUGCUUCCGUUCAGCGCUCUGACGGAUCUGUCGGAGACUCUUCACAUCUUAUCAUGUUUUUGAGAUCUCUGAUACUUGCUUUGCCCUUGCUGGAUAAGAAAUAUAAAGAGACACUUCCGUCCAUCAUCAAAGGGCUUCCCUUCAAUUUAACAGCGGAUGACCAUGAUCCGUCUCUGUUAGCACCUAAACCGAAAGCUAGGAAGUCCAAGAAAGUCAAGAUAGGCAAAGACGGGCUGUACCCAUGCGAAGAAGUCGCCGUUGCGCGGUGGUGGAUGAGCAAAGAUAUCUCGAGCAUUCCAUGUGACACUGAUGAAGCCCGAGAACAUUGCACUCAGGCUUUGUUGAUCGAACAACGAUCAAGGGAAACUCAAUUGCAAAUAAUCGUAAUCUUAGAGACACUCGCUUUGGAAGCAGUGACCACGCGAGGGGUGAAGGCAGCGGACAGCCAGCCAGCAGUAGCUGAGGCCGAACGUCAAACACCCAUGAAACCAAAGAGGCUGCAAAAUCUAAAUACCCUCCUGGAUUUGUUGGUCGAUCGACUAGGAAUCUGGCAGUCUAUGGCGACUGAAGACAUAAAGUCUACCAAAGAAAAGAAUGAAGCUAUGUCCCAAGCGCUUCACCGUCAAACAAUUCAAGCACCCACCCCAAACCAUCUACAGCAGUUCUGUGUAGAUGUUGUUAUACCAUUCUUUGGGGCACGCUUGCCUGACAAAACCGCCCUGUUGUGUCGGAAACUCGGAAUUUCUGCCGAUCCAUCACCCAGGCGACCACCAUUGACGAAGUCUUCGAGUAUGAAUCACGGCAGCGCUCAAACCGGGACAGCCAGAAAUCGACCUCAGCCUCGUGAUGCUCCGAAGAAUCUCAAGCGUGUCUCUACGGAUGAAAGACCGUCCCAUCGCAGGAGGGUUGCCACACUGUCUAGAUCUGUUACUGAACCGAUGCUCCCGCAUUUGAAGCGCGAAGUCAGCGAUGUGUCAUUGUCUUCAAUUCCAGCGAGUAAGACUGCCGCAUUGAAGCGCUACAGCCAACGCGAGGUUGACCUUCGAUCUCAAUCUCAAGCGACUGCGUCAAAACUGAAAAAGAAAGCCGAGAUCGAACACGAGACCCAAGAUGCAAUAGCAGCGAUGAGAAGGCCUAAUCGAGACAUGACCGUGAAGCCUUACGCAGACGCUGCGUACAGACGAGAAGCAGGCUCACUCUCAAGAAAGCCUAGGAAUCCUGUGCGGAAACCGCUAGCUCCACUAGUCAUGGCAACGCCUAGGAAGGAUCACAAAGGCCUGUCUUUACACCACAUUCCACAGCAGCACCCUAGGCGAAUUCCAGGGCGUCAGGCACUUAAUGAGAAGUCUCCUUCAUGCGCGUCAAAGGUUCCCUGUACUUCUACUAAAGCUUUAAGAGCCUGCAAAGUGUCAGCGGGUAGUGAAAGGUCAACAGACGCAAGGCACGCCGUUGCGGUUGAGCAGACGCCCACGAGGGGCCCAUCAAAAUUAAUGGGCCGACCAAAUUCCUCUUCCGGUGUGCCAAAGCCGUCAGGGACAAUCUUGGAAAUUCUAGAACAUAAAGCUGUGUCGCCACAAUUGCCAGGAUUUCCUGCAGCUGUGUUUGGAACGCCUGCGAAGACGUUCCUCAUCUCCGAGACCCCUAUUAAGCCGGGUGUGGGUAUUGAAGCAAUAUCUGUAGGGAUACCAAGCGAGCUCAGGCCUAUCUCGGAUGAAAAGCCAGGUCACGUUCAGGUUUCACCGAAAAGGUUUUGGCAGCAAGCUGUAUGUGAUUACGAUCUUGACGAAGUAGACUUGUUAUGA